Molecule: messenger RNA, 519 nt
Organism: Eutrema salsugineum
Lineage: Eukaryota; Viridiplantae; Streptophyta; Magnoliopsida; Brassicales; Brassicaceae
Product: H/ACA ribonucleoprotein complex subunit 3-like protein
Exons: 4
Coding region: 112-306 (64 amino acids)
Biological process (GO): ribosome biogenesis; snRNA pseudouridine synthesis; rRNA pseudouridine synthesis
Cellular component (GO): box H/ACA snoRNP complex; box H/ACA telomerase RNP complex
Molecular function (GO): box H/ACA snoRNA binding; telomerase RNA binding
Source: RefSeq, a predicted model, not a curated record
GACAAAAACCUCUACUUCUUCUCUGCUCCAGAAAAACCCUAAUCGUGUCUCUCGUCUCAAAAAAUAAAAACCAGCAAACAUCUCUGAGGGCUUCACAGAAAUCAAAGGACGAUGUAUCUUCAGUGCUAUAUCAACGAGAAGGGUGAGAAGGUUUACACCACUAAGAAGGAAUCACCGCUUGGGACAGCCACUGAAUCUGCACAUCCAGCUCGAUUCUCACCUGACGAUAAAUAUUCACAGCAGAGAGUUAUGUUGAAGAAGCGGUUUGGUCUCUUGCCGACACAAAAUGCACCUGUCAAGUACUGAAAGCUAAGCAUUUGGCACAUGUUGGUUUUCAUCUUCUUCUAUUUCUUUCUAUGUUGUCUCUUAAUGAAAGGUUGACUCGAACUGUCUUUGUACGUCUCCAAAUAGUUAGUUAAGAGAUUUUUACUAUAUCUUCGUGACCCUUAAAAGAAUGAAGAUAUCACUAGUGGUUUAUUCUCAAGAGUGCCCAAUUUGAUAAAAUCCAAUAUGUUCGAA